AUGGCCGGCUCUCUCCGCGCGCUACUGCUGCUGCGGCUGCUGUACCUUUGCCUCAGUUGGAGUCUGGUGGCGCCCGGAGAGCCGGCGCGGGAGCGCUUGGGCGGCGGACUAGGGAAGAUUGGCCCCGGGACGAGUGGCGGCGGCGGCGGCGGCGUUGGUGGCCGCAGCCCGGAGGCGGCCGGUGAGCCAGCUCAGCACCGCCGGCUGGGCUCGGCCGGGGACCAGGUCUCGGAACACAUGCUCCGGCUCUACGACAGGUACAGCGGCUCCCGCGGGCGGCCGGAGGACUCGGCGCCCGGCGCUCCCCAGCUGCUUCACCUCCGGGAGGGCAACACCGUGCGGAGCUUCCGAGCGAUGCCGGCAGGGAUCCCUGGCAGCAAAGAAGUCCACGUUUUUAACCUGACCUCUCUCACCAAGUCUGAAAACAUCUUGUCAGCUCUGUUGCACUACUACAUUGGGGAUCUCUGGAACAGUAGCGCAAAUUGUCCUAGACUCAAAGGCUGCUCUCGUCAUGGGCCCAGGAAGCCCGGCAUGCAGAUAAACCUCUCACUUUUGAGUUUUCCUUCACCAGGGAACCAAACUCGGACCCUGGGACAUUACUUAAUCAACAUCUCUACUACCUAUCGGGAUAUCCUUCCUUGGCAGUGGAAGAACAUUACUCAUGUCUUGAGUAAGGCAAAGCAGAAUGACGACCUGAUUAUAGGCAUCAAAAUGGCCUCCGUGGGCCAACAGCCUUGGCAGAACAUGCCUCCCAGGUAUGAACCGUACAUCCUCGUUUAUGCAAACGACUCUGCCAUUUCAGAGCCGGAGAGUGUGGUUUCUAGUUUGCAAGGGCACCGGAAUCCCCUGCCAGGGGGGUUCCCAAAGGUAGACAGCCAUUCAAAGGACAGCCUGGGUGAACGGCGGCAAAAACGCUCCACCAGUGUUCUGUUGCCUUUGCAGAAUAAUGAGCUUCCGGGUGCUGAGUAUCAGUACAACGAGGAUGAAGGCUGGGAGGAAAGGAAGCACUACAAAACCCUCCAGCCACGCCUGGCAGAGAGGGCAAAGAACAAGAAGAAGCAGAGGAAAAACAACCAUCAGAAAAGCCAGACGCUCCAGUUCGAUGAGCAGACCCUGAAGAAGGCAAGAAGGAAGCAAUGGAACGAACCACGGUACUGCGCACGGCGAUACCUCAAAGUGGAUUUUGCAGAUAUCGGCUGGAGCGAAUGGAUUAUUUCCCCUAAAUCUUUUGAUGCCUAUUAUUGCUCAGGUGAAUGCCAGUUCCCCAUUCCAAAGGCCUUGAAGCCAUCAAACCACGCCACUAUCCAGAGUAUAGUUAGAGCUGUGGGAGUUGUCUCUGGAAUUCCUGAACCUUGCUGCGUCCCAGACAAGAUGUCAUCCCUUAGUAUCUUAUUCUUUGAUGAAAAUAAGAACGUGGUACUCAAAGUCUACCCAAACAUGACAGUGGAAUCCUGUGCAUGCAGAUAACACCUCCUCCUGAAAAGCCUUAUCUAAAUGCCUUCCCUCUGCAUUGACUUCGUUGCUUAACUAUUCCUUCUCCAAACCCCAUUUUGCACUGCCAAUGCAUUUCAUUCUCCAAAGAUUUAUAAACAAGUAUGAAUGAAUGGAAGAGCAGGAGCCAAGAUGGAACAGAACAUUGCAUUUCAGGAUGCAGAAGGACCUGACUGCAAUUUUCUUACUAUGAGGAUAUGAUGGCAACAUCUUAACACUGAGCACCAGUUAUAAAUUCAUUGUGUUGCAAACGAUGUAUGGAAAAAUAAUGAAAUCUGCAAAGAACUUGUCAUGAGGAGUUCAAGAUUGGCAGGAGGACCUUUUGGUAUGCUUUUUUUUGUAACAAAGCUUUGAAAAUAAUCCACCAAAACUGCUGACUUUCUGGUCCAUUCUUCCAGAGACUAAUGGUGAAGGAGACUGAAGAAAUACGUUACACAUUUGAAGCUAAGCUUUCUGCCUUCGGUUACCGGAAAACUCCCCGAAGUUCUGAAUAACCUAAUCAGUUCUGACUUAUCCUUCGAGCCUAAGAAAAUCCAAUUUAAGACAUUUAUUUUCUUGACAUGGCAUGUCGCAUUGCUCUGCAUGUGGGUGUAUCUCGACACAAACAAGGGCUUUAUUUUAUAGAAUAAUAGGAACCUUGAACUUGCAAGCAAAAAUUUACUUCUGUUUGCACAUCUACUAGCACAUCUACUGCAGAUCACUUUGGGAGAGUGGUGGAGUGGAAGAGGAGGCAAAAGGAAGGGUAUUUCCUGGACUGUUGGGUGUUUACUGUAGCCAGUUGCUGUAGUAGCCCCCUUUAGCAAGGGGAACCCCUUGUGCUGGUAGUAAACCCUCUCAGGCCUAGAUUAAACAUGACACUGUGGGUGGGUGGGUGUUAUUUUUGGUCCCACAUGCAUAUAAACUGGAUAACUGGUACCUGCACAUGCAGUAUUAGCACCCCAGUGCCAUGAACUCCCGGGCAAAGAAUUCCUGGCAUGUCACUCUUGCAUGGACAGGUACUGGUAACCUGUAAGCAUAUGAACAGGAGAGCUGGUCCUGUAGUACUGAGCAUGAAUUUGCCAAGCAAGGUCUGCUUUGGUUUGCAUUGGAUGGGUGACUACAUGGGAGCACUAUUAAGAUAUCCCUCUUGGGGAUGUGGCCAUAGCAUCUGCUUUGUAUGCAGAAGGUCCCAGGUUCACUCCCUGGCAUCUCCAGGUAGGGCUGUGGGGGACUCCUGCCUGAAACUUUAAAGAGCUGCUGCCAGUCAGUGUAGACAAUACUGAACUGGAUGGAUCAAUGGUCUGACUCAAUAUAAGGAAGCUUCCUGUGUUUUCAACAUGAUUCUGAGCAUGCCGAACCCCCCGUAGGUAAGAUAUUUCUUAACAUGUCCAGCGUCAUGUUUAAACCUCUGAUGAAGGGAUAUGGUAAAUCCCACCAAAUUAGCACUGGGACAAGGAAAGUUUGAGCUGAUAAAUCCCAAAGACCAGGCUGUUACAAGAUCAUAUGGUAGGAUUAAUUCAGUGUUUUGAGUAUAAUUUAUUAUUUUAUUUAUUACAUUAUAAAUAAAAUAAUUAUAGACCAAUUCCAGUUUGGAAGCAGCUCUUGAGAAGACAAGGCUCAGACUAGGGAAGGCAGCAAACCUUUGUUUUUGUGGAACUAACCAGAGAGAAGGCAACCUUGGACUUAAUCCUGAGUGGUGCCCAGGACCUGGUACAAGAUGUCAGAGUUGCAGAACAUUGGGAAACAGUGACCAUAAUGUGAUACAAUUCAGCUAUAUGUGAGUGGAGCACUGCCAAGGAAGUCCAACACAGACUUCAGAAGAGGACACUUCUCAAAAAUGAGGGGAUUGGUAACAAGGAAGCUGAAAGGGAAAGUCAGGAGGGUCAAAUCACUCUAGAAAGCAUGGAACUUAUUUAAAACCCUAAUAAUAGAUGCUCAGUUGGAAUGAAGGAGGAAAGGUACCAUCAAGUUCAGGAGGAUGCCAACAUGGCUAACAAGUAGUCAGGGAAGUUAUAACAGGGAAGAAGACUUCUUUCAGAAAAUGGAAGUCCUGCCCAAAUGAAGAGAAUAGAAAGGAACAUAAGCUCUGGCAAAAGAAAAGCGAGGUGAAAAGCAAGGGAUGCAGAAAGAGAGUUUGAGACGCAUAUAGCUUGAAGUGUCAAAGGGAAUAACAAAAACUUCUUUAAAUAUAUAAGAAGCAGAAAACUUGCCAGGGAGGUGGUUGGACAGAUGAUCAGGGUGUGAAAGGGAUUUUUAAGGAGAAUAAAGAGAUUGCAAAGAAGCUGAAUGAGUUCUUUGCCUGUGUCUUUACAGCAGAGGAUACUGACCAUAUACCCACUUCAGACCUGAGAUUCUCAGGCUUGGAGGCUGAACAACUGGAACAGUUUGAGGUGACAAGAGAGGAUCUUCUAAACUGUCUUGAAAAACUAAAAAUUAACAAAUUGCCAGGGCCAGAUGGCAUCCAUCUAAGAGUUCAAAUGUGAAAUUGCUGGUCUCCUAGCAGAAAUAUGUAACUUGUCCCUACAGUCAGGUUCUGUAGCAGAGGACUGGAAAGUAGCAGAUGUAACUCCAUUUUUGAAAAAGGAAUCUGGUGGGGUGGGGGCAUGUCCAGGAAACUUUAGGCCUGUGAGCUUAACUUCUUUGCCUGGUAAAUUGAUGGAAAGCAUACUUAAGGACAAAAUUGUUAAACACAUAGAAGAACGGGCCUUGCUGAAGGAGAACUGCAUGCCUUCUGCAAGGGCAAGUCUUGCCUCACUAACCUUUUGGAGUUCUAGUGUCAACUGGUAUGUGGAUAAAGGUGAUCCAGUUGAUACUUGGACUUCCAAAAAGCUUUUGACAAAAUUCACCACCAAAGGCUCUUGGCAGUCAUGGGAUAAGGGGACAGGUUCAACUGAAUUGCUGACUGCUUACAGGAAACAGAGGGCAGGAAUAAAUAUUCAGUUUUCACAAUGGAGGGAAGUAAGAAGUAUGGUCCCACAGGGAUCUGUAUUAGGACUGGUGCUCUUUAACUUAUUCAUAAAUGAUCUAGAAGUUGGAGUAAGCAGUGAAAUGGCCAAAUUGGCAGAUGACACUAAACUAUUUAGCUUAGUGAAAUCAUAAGAACAGCCCUGCUGGAUCAGGCCCAAGGAGGCCCAUCUAGUCCAGCAUCCUGUUUCACACAGUGGCCCACCAGGUGCCGCUGGAAGCCCACAGGCAGGAGUUGAGGGCAUGCCCUCUCUCCGGCUGUUACUUCCCUGCAACUAGUACUCAGAGGCAUCCUGCCUUUGAGGCUGGAGGUGGCCUAUAGCCCUCCAACUAGUAGCCGAUGAUAGACCUCUCCUCCAUGAAGUUAUCCAAACCCCUCUUAAAGCCAUCCAGGUUGUUGGCAAUCCAAAACAGAUUGUGAGGAGCUACAAAUGGAUCUCUCCAAACUGGGUGAAUGAGUGACAAAAUGGAAAAUGAGGUUCAGUGUAAGCAAGUGUAAAGUAAUGCAUACUGGGGCAAACCACCACCACCACCCCAUCUUCACAUAUACAUUGAUGGGGUCUGAGUUAUCAGUGACUGACCAGGACAGAGAUCUUUUCGUCAUGGUGGACAGAUAAUUGAAAAUGUCAACUCAGUACAUGGCAGCUGUGAAAAAGGCAAAUUCCAUGCUAGGGACCAUAGGAAGGGGAUUGAAAUUAAACAUUUCAAUAUUAUAAUGAAAUAAUUCUGAAAUCUAAUAUUAUAAUGCCCUUAUACAAAACUAUGGUGCGGCCACAUUUAGAGUAGUGUGUCCAGUUCUGGUCAUAAUACCUCAAAAAAGGACUUUAUAGAACUGGAGAAGAUGCAAAAGAGGGCAACCAAGAUGGUCAGGGGCCUGGAGAAUCUUCCGUAUGAGGAAAGACUACAGCAUCUGGGGUUUAUAUUUUGAAAAAGAGGCAACUAGGGAGACAAGAUAAAGGUGUAUAAAAUUACACAUGGAGUAGAGAGAGUGGACAGAGAGAAAUCUUUCUCCCUCUCUCACAACACUAGAAUCAGGCAUCAUCCCAUGAAACUGAAGGCCAGGAUAUUUAGAACAAAAGGAUGCACUUUUCCACACAGCACAUAAUUAAUCUAAGGAAUUCUCUGCCACAGGAUGUAGUGAUGGCCACUAGCUUGGAUGGCUUUAGAAAGGGCUUAGACAAAUUCAUGGAGGACAGAUCCUCCAUGAAUGGCUGCUAGUCCAAUGGCUAUAAAACUGAAGCUGAAUCCAGAUAAGAUGGAGGUACUUAUUGUGCGGGGUCAGAACUCUAGAGACGAUUUUGAUCUGCCUGUUCUAGAUGGGGUCACACUUCCCCACAAGGAACAGGUUCGCAGUACUUCUGGAUUCACAUCUCUCCCUGGUUUCUCAGGUUGAGGCGGUGGCCAGGGGUGCUUUUUAUCAGCUCCGGCUGAUACGCCAGCUGCGCUCGUUUCUCGAGAUCAAUGACCUCAAAACUGUGGUACAUCUGUUGGUAACCUCCAGACUUGACUUUUGUAAUGCAAUCUACAUGGGGCUACCUUUGUACGUAGUCCGGAAACUUCAGUUGGUUCGGAACGCAGCAGCCAGGUUCGUCUCUGGGUCAUCUCAGAGAACAUGGUACUCCUUUACUGAUGGAGUUACACUGGCUGUCAAUAGGUUUCCGGACAAAAUACAAAGUGCUAGUUAUAACUUACAAAGCCCUAAAUGGCUUAGGCCUUGGGUAUCUAAGAGAGCGUCUUCUUCAUUAUGAGCCCCACCGCCCAUUGAGGUCAUCUGAAGAGGUCCGUCUCCAGUUACCGCUAACUCGUUUGGUGGCUACACAGAGACGAGCCUUCUCGGUCGCUGCCUCAAAAUUGUGGAAUGCGCUCCCUGCUGAGAUACAAUCCUCCCCAUCUCUGGCAAUUUUCAAAAGACACUUGAUAACCCAUCUUUUCACCCAAGCUUUCUCACUUCCUACAUUUUGGGGGUUUUAAUAUCUGGUCUAUUUUAAAAUUCAAAACCCGAUUUCGGGGGUUUUAAUCACUGUAAUUGUUUAAUUGUUGUUUUAAAAUAUUUUAAAAUUGUUAAUUGUUAUAUUGUUUUUUAAUUUGUUUUAGGUCUUUAUUGUUUUAGUGGUUUGUUUUAAUUGUAAACCGCCCUGAGCCAUUUUGGAAGGACGGUAUACAAAUCAAAUAAAAUAAAUAAAUAAAAAUAAAGGCCACCUCCUGCCUCAGAGGCAAAAUGUCUCUGAAUACCAGUUCCAGAGGAGCAACAGCAGAAGAGAGGGUAUGCCCUCAGCUCUUGCCUGUGGGCUUCUCAGAGUUAUCUGGUGGGCCACUAUGUAAAACAGGAUACUGGACUAGAUAGGCAUUGGACCUGAUCCAGCAGGGCUGUUCUUAAAGCCCCGUCUCCUUAAGCAGAUUCUAGAAAAUUGAGAUAAUUUGCAUAUUGAACAGAAGCAGGAUUUACUCUUGGCUGCAAUGAAAUCCAGCAUCUUGGACUUUUGAGCAAUAGAGGGUACUUCAGAUGGAGUUUUAUUCUAAAUGCCUUGUUAGCAGGGAAUUUAUGGGUUUCUUCUCUUGGUAAUCUCCUUGCCUGACUCUUGAUCAAGUUGUCCCUGCACUGGUGGUGUGUUUGUAUGAUUAAAUCGAUGGAAAAUUCUGUGAGGUUAGGUGCCUUGAAGCAUUACCUGUACUUAGAACUGCAUAAGUAUGCUGUACAUAGGCACUUUACUGCCUUUUUGUGCUAUGAAAUGGUUUUUUUAAAACUCAGUUAAGUCAAGGAUUACUGAGAGGUUGAGUCAUUAGUACACAACCAAGAGAAUAUUGCCUGCAGUUAGAUAUCAUGCCUAGGUGAUUGGUCCAACAGACUAUGUUACCAAAGGUCUAGAACUGCUUGGCCUCCCACCUCAUGGCUGGUUUCAGAUGAAAAUGGGGAACUACCUCCAAUAGGCAGAGGGACUUGGUGCUGAAUAUACUGCCUCCUAAUGUGCUGCAGAGCUUCGAAAAUAGGUGCCCUUUGACGCAGCAGGGUUUGGGACAGGCUUUGACUUAGAAUAACUAAUGCAUCUCACAGAAGAUACUGAAGUGCCUUCCAGUGUCUUACAAUAAUGCACUGGGCUUUUUUGCAUUCCAGCAAAAUUCUGGUGCUGGGAAUGGGGUUCGAAGCUCUAUUUCCAGCUCACGAGAGAUCUGUUGCAGCUUCAAAGGAUCCAAUCAUCUCUUUCUGAGGAGCUAAUGCAUUCAUUAUUAAGCUAUCUCCUUCUUCAUGUAAAAAAGAAAUGAAAACAAGACUUUGUACAUUUUUUAUUUUUUUUGCUUAGGAAUUAAUGCUUGUACAGUCAGCAUCAGUAAAGUUAAAAAAAAAAGCCAAAGGAUAUUUGUAUAUGGAAAGAAGCUUUUAUUAAUGCCUUUAAUUUAUUUUAUGUCUGUUGCCUUCCUAUGUAUUAAUUAACUCCCCCCCCCUUUUAAUACUCUUACAAACACGCUGCUUUUUAUAUUAAUUUUACAAGAUUAUAUAUUAGAGGAUCUGCAUGCCUUCAGAACCAAAUGUGCAUAUCACAGACACACUGGGAAGGAUAUUUUUCACUACUGAUGUAUAAGCUUGCCUGACUUGUAUUUGUUUCUCUCCCUCAAUAAUAAGUUUUCUUCCCCACUGCAAACUACUAUGUACAAGUUUAUGUUUUUUUAAAAAAAACUUUUUAUGUGAA
Messenger RNA from Hemicordylus capensis (graceful crag lizard), 8120 nucleotides. RefSeq names its product bone morphogenetic protein 3 (gene BMP3). Bases 1 to 1467 code for a protein of 488 amino acids. The transcript has 3 exons. Gene Ontology annotation, molecular function: cytokine activity; growth factor activity. The record is from RefSeq and is a predicted model, not a curated record. Gene Ontology annotation, cellular component: extracellular region. Lineage: Eukaryota; Metazoa; Chordata; Lepidosauria; Squamata; Cordylidae. Gene Ontology annotation, biological process: BMP signaling pathway; SMAD protein signal transduction; osteoblast differentiation.